AUGGAUCGAAUAAAUGUUCAACGAUGGGCAAAUUCUUUACGUCAAUUUCAUAGAAAACAUUUUCAGCCACAGAUUGGAACUAAUGUUUGUAUAGAUAAUCAAAAUGGUUUUCGAAAUGCUUCAACCACUGUGAAAACAAAGGAAAAUGAAUCACCGAAAGAUAAUUCAAAAUAUUCUUUGACAUUAGAAUUUCCAUCUCCUAAAAAAGAUUCUUGUCAUAAAUUAAUAAAAUCACAAUUAUACACAUCUGAUAUGACAACUAAAGAUGAAGAAAAUCUUAAUUAUUCUUCAGAUGUUCAACUAUCUGAUAAUCAUACAUCAGAUUUUGUUAUUUCAUCAUCAGAUCAUCAUGAUAUUGAUACAUUAAGUGAUGCUGGUACUUAUAUAAUUGAAGAUGAUAAUGAAUUAGAACAAAAAAAUAAUUCUUCAUUAGCAUAUAAACGAUAUGUAUGUCAAACAAAAAAUCGUCAUGGAACAUUUGAUAUACAUCAAUUAAUAACAUCAACAACACAAACAAUUAAUCGUCCUAUUAUUGAUUUAAAUAUUUCAAAAAAUGAUUUAGUUUCAUCAUCAUCAUCAUCAUCAUCUCAUGUUUCAUUUUCAAAUGAAAAUGAUCAUAAUAUAUAUAAUGAACUUGAAAAUCAAUCAUCUAAUGAUACAUCAAAUAUUCUUUUGCAAUCAUCAUCACAAAAUCAAAUAAAACCAGCUGAAUAUUUUGUUAUUUCACCAACAUUGAAAACAAAACAUUUUUUAAAUACAAAUAUUCAUCAACGAAAAAGAGAUAUUUUACGCCAAUCAGAAAAAUCUGUUCCUAUUAAAGAUUCAAAUGUUAAAACUACAAUUAAUCAAUCAAUAUCUCCUUCAUUAUCAUCAUGUUCUAAUCAAAAUUCUGUAGAAAAAUAUUCAUUUUAUCUUGAAAAACAAUUACCUUAUAUCGAACCAUCUAUUCAAUCUCAUACAAUUAUAAAUGAUCAAACUAAUUCUUCAGAAUUAUUUCAACGUAAUUCAAUCAUAGGACAAACAAUAUCUUCAUCAUCAAUAAUAAAUAAUAAUGAAUAUGAUGAAAUAAAACCAAAUUUUACAAAAUUCUCUAUGAAUAAAACAUUUCUAUUACGUCAACAAAGUUCUAAUCAUUUACCAUCAACAUCAAAAUUAAUUCAACAACAAAUUUCAUCAAAAACAUUAUCACAACAAAUAUCAAAGCCAACAACUACAAUUAAUUCAUGUAGACAAAUAAAUCGAACUGUUCAAUUACGUCGUGCACGUGCACAAGCAAAAAUAGAAGAAUUAUCACAACGUAAUACAAAACAAUUAAAUCAAAAUGAUAUAAUGAAUACAUCAUGGCAUAGUAAUGCAAGUAGUAAUGAUAAAAAAGAGUUCGCUAAUUUACAAUUAAAUUCUCAAAUAAUAGCAAGAAGAAAUAUUACAUCUCCACGACAAGAUAUAUUAGCAAGGCGCACAAUAUCAUCUAUAUCAGCUCAUCGACCUACAUCGACAAGUCCAAAAUUCCAUGAAGAAAUAUCUCCAAGAUGUCGAAAAACUAUGACAUCAAUUGAAUAUCAAAAACGGAAUACAAGUGCUUGUAAUAUUGAAGAAAAACGAUGCGAUAUAUUACGUGAGAAUGGACAACGAUUAGUAAUUAAAUUAAUUCAAAUUUCAUCAGGAAUAUUAGAAAAAUUAAAACCACAUGAAUCUGUUAUUGAUGAUGAUAUCAACGUACGUGAAUUAGAACAACUUGUUGAUAAAUUAGAAAUGGUCAAUCGAACAUUAACCUGAACAUCAACAAUAUUAUUAAAAUUAUGUUAUGAAAGUUUAUAUAAUGUAUCUUUAAAAACAUCAAAUAAAUCAAUGUCAACAUAUGGAAAUACAUUAAUUUCUUGGGCAUCAACUGGUCAACGUUCGAAAAUAAUACAAAAUAAAUCAAAUGAUAUAAAAAUUCGUGAUGAUUUACAAUUAAUUGGUGCACAAAUUUAUUUUCGACAUGGAGCUCGUACACCACUUAGUUUAUUACCAGGACUUGAAGAAGUGUCUUAUGAUAAAGAACAUAUUGAAAUUUAUCCACCAACAAAAUGGGAUAUUAAAUUAAUUACAAAAUUAGGUAAUGAUAUUGUAUCAAAAGAUAAAAUUUUAUCAGCAAAUGAUAUUAUCGGUGAUCGAAUUAAACCAUUAAAAUCAACUUCAGGAGGAAAAAUAGUUACAGGACAAUUAACAGCUAUUGGUGAAAAACAAUUAUAUCAACUUGGAAAAAUAAUACGAUCUCAAAUUAUCAAAGAAGAUAAUAAUGAAAUUAUACCAAAUAUUUAUGAUCCAAAUAUUGUCUACUGUCGUUCAACAUAUAUGGAUCGAACUAUUGCUAGUGCACGAUCAUUUCUUGCUGGUCUAUUCUCAUCAGAAAAAGAUGACAAUAAAAUUCAAGCUAAAGGUCCUUUCGAAAUCGAAGUUCAUAACUUUCCAGAUGAAGAUAUGUUUCCAAAUCCAAAAGUAUUUCCAACUCUAAAGAAAUGUCAUACAGCUUUAGAAUUGUAUAGAUUAUUACAUGAUGAUCAUGAUUUAAAAAAAGCUCGUCAAGCAUUAAUUAAUUAUAUUGGUGUCAAAGAUUAUCCUCAUGGAAUUGUUGAAUUACAUGAUGAAUUUGUUUCAAGACAAGCACAUAAUUUUUCUAUUCCAAAAAAAUAUCUUGAAUUAACAAAAAAUUUUGAAAUUAUGUCUGCACGAGAAUUUGUUUCAAUGGCAACAACAAUUGGUUUUGAUUUAUUUAUACGUUCAACAUGUGGACCACUUCUUUAUUUAAUGAAACAAAAUUUUAAUUCAAUAACAAAAAAUUAUAUUACCGAAAAAGAAAAUAAUAUAAAAAAAUCAUAUAAAAAAUUAUUUAUUUAUUCAGGUCAUGAUACAACAUUAAUUCCUUUAGCAAUGGCACUUGAAAUUUUUGAAAUGCGUUGGCCAGAUUAUGCUUCAUAUAUUUUAAUGAAAUAUUAUGUAUCAAAAAGAAAUCCUAAUGAAACAUAUGUUGCAGUUAAUUAUGCUGAUGAACCACAAAUAUUACCUAAUUGUGAUAAUUAUUAUUGUCCUUAUUCAACAUUUGUUAAGAAUUUAGAAAAUCGUUUUGAAAAACCAAAAUUUUUAACAAAAAAUUAA
Rotaria sp. Silwood1 is the source of this 3138-nucleotide messenger RNA. Lineage: Eukaryota; Metazoa; Rotifera; Eurotatoria; Philodinida; Philodinidae. The record is from the annotation of a GenBank genome assembly.